AUGCCUGUCGUAUCUCAAGUCGUGGCUGCAGGCCAUCCAGAGUGGUUUGCUUACUGGGUCGAGCUGGCUCCUGGUCGCUAUACCGCUGUUCGAACUAUUAGAUUCGACGCCCACCACGAUCUCCCACUCAAGCUCCUUCGGCCCCUCUGUUCUGCUCCCUUUCCGGCGAAGAUCGACUUGCCGUCUCUGCAGGGUUAUCAUAACGCAUGGGCGAACUCCAUCCUCCUCCGAGACGCUGCCAUCGCUGCUGAGCCGGGCGUCGGCGACUGGCUCGUCCGCCGCGCCUCCGACCACCUCCUCGUCGCAUCCAACGGCGUGCUCUCGAAAGCCGCAACAGCGGGCAAGACAGAAGAGCCAGCAAGCAGCAUGCUUGCGUUGGAGCGCGAGAUCGCCGAGCUGCGACUGGAGAUGAUCGUGCUGGUGCUGGAGGGGUUUUGGCGCGAAGACGAUGGCGGCGUGGCGUGUGCGGUGCUGGAUGAUAUCUUGGUGGGGUGGCUGGGGGUGGAAGAGGGAAUGUACUGGUGGAAUUAUACGGAGAGAGGGGAGUUGGAGGGGUUGCGGGAUGACUUGGAGCUGGUUCGGCGGUGGAAUGAGGAGAAUUGA
This is a messenger RNA of Cyphellophora attinorum, 603 nucleotides long. RefSeq lists its product as uncharacterized. Bases 1 to 603 code for a protein of 200 amino acids. NCBI's taxonomy places the organism in Eukaryota, Fungi, Ascomycota, Eurotiomycetes, Chaetothyriales, Cyphellophoraceae. The transcript is spliced from 3 exons. The record is from RefSeq and is a predicted model, not a curated record.